GAUCUGACGUAAAAUUCAACCCGGUCUUCUUUGCCUAUGCUCUCAUCACCGGAAGCGAUGUCGUCCUUUAUAUCGAGGAGAUCAAACUAUCUAAAGAAGUAAAAGAUCAUCUGGGGCCUGAUGUAAAGUAUCGGCCUUACAACGCUAUCUUUGACGAUUUACAAAAAUUAUCGGAAACUUUGAAGAGCGAAAACCAGAAACUUCUUAUUAGCACUCGAACAAGUUACGCUCUAGCGAAGGCCGCUGGUGAAGGUAAUGUUGAAGAAACUCGUUCGCCACUCGCUGAAGCCAAGGCUAUCAAAAACGAAGUUGAAUUGGAAGGCAUGAGACAAUGUCAUUUGAGAGACGCAGCUGCAGUGAUUAAUUAUUUUGCGUGGCUGGAAGAACAACUUGCGGAAGGCAAAGUGUUUAAUGAAAUCGAUGGAUCCAAUCGUCUGGAAAAAUUUAGAGCAGAACAAAGCGAUUUUGUCGGCCUCUCUUUUGACACCAUUUCCGCUUCGGGUCCCAACGGAGCCAUCAUACAUUACAAACCAGAGCCUGAAACCUGUGCUGUAAUUGAUCCGAAACUAUUGUACCUUUGUGAUUCUGGUGGUCAAUACAAAGAUGGUACAACCGAUGUGACACGUACAGUUCAUUUUGGUACCCCGACCGAGCAAGAAAAACGCGCAUUUACGCGAGUUCUCCAGGGACAUAUUUCUAUUGAUAGGGCAAUAUUUCCUAAGAACACAACGGGUUUUCUGCUGGAUGUUCUUGCAAGAGCAGCACUCUGGAGAGAUGGUUUAGAUUAUCUGCACGGAACUGGGCAUGGUGUAGGAUGUUUUUUGAAUGUGCAUGAGGGUCCACAAGGUAUUGGCACUCGAAUUGCUUUCAAUGAUGUACCACUUCAGGUUGGCAUGACAGUAACCAAUGAGCCUGGUUACUAUGAAGACGGUAAAUUCGGUAUUCGUAUUGAAACUGUGCUACUCGUCCGCGAGGUUAAAACCCCUAAUAAUUUUGGAGACCGCGGCUAUUUAGGAUUUGAGCAUAUUACGUUUGUUCCAAUUCAAACAAAGCUCAUUGAUACUAAUCUCUUGAAUCCUACUGAACAUAAGUGGAUCAAUGAUUUUAACGCGGAAUGCCUAAAAAAAGUUGGUCCAUUAUUGAAACCAGAUAGCCCUGGACUUCGCUGGUUAGAAAGAGAAACUGCACCAUUGAGUUCUUUAUUGUAA
Messenger RNA from Acaulospora morrowiae, 1208 nucleotides. The record is from the annotation of a GenBank genome assembly. Lineage: Eukaryota; Fungi; Glomeromycota; Glomeromycetes; Diversisporales; Acaulosporaceae.